This is a messenger RNA of Blepharisma stoltei, 240 nucleotides long. NCBI's taxonomy places the organism in Eukaryota, Ciliophora, Heterotrichea, Heterotrichida, Blepharismidae. The record is from the annotation of a GenBank genome assembly.
AUGAGCAAAAGAAAAAUCAAAAGAAGUUUGUCGUUUUUAGAGCUUCUGGCUCAGCCAACGGUAAAGAUUUCCCAGUUAAUUCUUUAUUUUAAAACCUGUGAAAUUCAUGUUCUCAGGUCUUCUCGAGGUAGAGACAAAAUUUUAGGCAUUGUCCAAUAUCUUUCAUAUCUAUAUAAAAACAGCUUGAUUGAUUAUUUGCAGAAAAUCGCAUCCGAGAAUGACCAAUUAUGCUUAAUCUAA